Messenger RNA from Tachysurus fulvidraco (yellow catfish), 2166 nucleotides. RefSeq names its product Kruppel-like factor 2b (gene klf2b). The transcript has 3 exons. Gene Ontology annotation, molecular function: RNA polymerase II cis-regulatory region sequence-specific DNA binding; DNA-binding transcription factor activity, RNA polymerase II-specific. Gene Ontology annotation, biological process: regulation of transcription by RNA polymerase II. The record is from RefSeq and is a predicted model, not a curated record. Lineage: Eukaryota; Metazoa; Chordata; Actinopteri; Siluriformes; Bagridae. Bases 341 to 1492 code for a protein of 383 amino acids.
GCGCAGGCAGAAGGAGAGAGCGUGUGUGUUUUACUCAGAGUAAGUGGGGAGAGACACAGUGCCGCUCGACCAGCUCUUAUAUACCGGCUAUUUUUGGGCGCCUCCAUCCUGAACGCCGCUUCCUCCGCACGCACAAUUGGUCCAGCAGAAGAGUUUAUAAGGGAGGAGGUUUCACCUGCCACACACUUACUGUGCGCUUUGGACACUGCAGCAGCGCAGCUUUACUGGAAACAAAACUCUGGAUCAGACGUGCGUUUAAUUUCUCCACGAGAAGAGCGUUUUAUUUAACUCUCAGACAAGAAAUAAGAGUUUUUAAAGUAGAAAUUUGACGCUUUGGAAAAUGGCUUUACAUGGCACAAUGUUGCCAUCCAUUUCCACAUUCGCAGGACAGAAGGAGAAACUUUGGGAAAGUAGGUGGACUGUAGAAGUGGACAAGCCUCUGGCGUGCGCAGUACCGAGUGUGGAUGCGUGUCAUGCCAGAAAAGACGACGAGGAUCUGAGCGAUUUCUUGGAUCUGGAGUUUAUUCUGGCCAACACAACCGGUCCGGUGGACUAUAAUUCAGCUGUGGAGCACUGCAACAUGUACCAGCCAGGGAGCGCGUACGUGCCGCCACCACCGCCGCCUUACACCCACAGCCUUGUGGCGGAACUGUUGCACUCCGACGUGGACUCCACGUACGGCAUGAGCACAAACAGCAGCAACAGCAUCGGGAUUCAGGGGCGGUUUGUGGUGAACUCCGCGCCUUUCCCGAGACAGGAUUUCGUCGAGGGUAUCAAAGUUGAGCCAUGCACGGACGGCUACAGCCCCGUGUCGGGCAUGGUGCCACAGAGCUGCCACCGGAUCAAGCAGGAGGGCAACGUGUCGUGCGCGAUGUCAUUUGAUCAGCCGAGGCUCGCCGUCUCUCCGCAAACAGCAGGGAACAUGACACCGCCGCUCAGCCCGGACGACCAGGCGCGUUGUCACACGCAGAUCUGCCGCACCACUUUCCCGCAGAACGGCUACUACCCGAGCCACGGGCCCGUACCGCAGCAGCAUCAGCAGCAACACCAGCAUCAGCAGGUGCCACUGGCUUACCCGGGAGCGCGUGCAUACGCUGGCAUGUUCGAUGACGGCCUCGGAAUGGUGCAACCCGGUGCGCCACGCGCGCUCCUCACACCGCCGUCCUCGCCGCUCGACCUACUCGAGUCCAAGCCGAAGCGCGGGCGACGAACCUGGCCGAGGAAGCGCGCAGCCACGCACACCUGCACGUUCGCCGGAUGUGGCAAGACGUACACCAAGAGCUCGCACCUCAAAGCGCAUCACCGAACUCAUACCGGUGAGAAGCCCUACCACUGCAACUGGGAAGGCUGCGGCUGGAAGUUUGCCCGCUCCGACGAGCUCACGCGUCACUUCCGCAAGCACACCGGGCACCGACCCUUCCAGUGCCACCUGUGCGAGCGCGCCUUCUCCCGCUCCGACCAUCUGGCGCUGCACAUGAAGAGGCACAUGUGAGAAACUCACAGAAGACAAUCGGCAAACAAAGCCAAAGCCUUAUUACAGCCUUAUUUAAGUCCUUUGUACAAGACCAAAAGACUGUUUUUUCGGUUGAUAAAGAUUUCUAUUGUUCUUUAUACUUUUAUAACAAUGUAGCUGGUACUACGUGGGAUUUCUAGAGCAGGCAGUUCAGACCUGCAUAAGUGUUUUGGGGACAAACAGCAACCUGCAGGGCUGGUCCUAUAAUAUAUUAAAUGUCUCAGUAUCUCUCUAUAUAGCCAUGUUGAAACUGGAAACAAAGAGUAAGUGUAAAACGGUGCCUUGAUAGUGAAGAAUUUAGCACGUGUGCUGUGCUGCCAGGGUUGUGCAAAACGUGACAUCCUGAAAUCAUGCUUGAUGACAAUGUUUUCCUCUUGAAACUGCCUCCAAAUUGUUCUAAUGCCCAGAACUGUGCGUUGAUAUAGUGUUUGAUACAUUUUCAGCCAUUUGCCUUUCAUGGAAGUAGGAUAUUUUCUUGAAGUUGUAUCAUGAAGGUACAAUAACUUGUUGAAGCCCCAUUGUUCAUUAGCACAUACACCAGAGCUCGACGCUCUGCAUUAUUUGUUUAUUAUUAUUUUUUUUUAGAAUGUGUACAGAAGUUUUAUAUUGUAAGUAUUGUAUUUAUUGUACAUAUUAAACUAAAUUUGAAUAUA